Closterium sp. NIES-67 is the source of this 1546-nucleotide messenger RNA. NCBI's taxonomy places the organism in Eukaryota, Viridiplantae, Streptophyta, Zygnematophyceae, Desmidiales, Closteriaceae. The record is from the annotation of a GenBank genome assembly.
CCUGUAAGAACGGAAUCAACAAGAAGUCGGGACGGGAAACGCUUGCAGCUUGUGCUAUGAGACGCUUCCAUUGCAAAUUCGUUUGUCAUUUCUAGUUUCCCGACGCAGGUGUUUCCAGCGAUGGCUACCGUUCGAUUGAUAGCCAGUAGUAGCCAGCAGGUCGCCAGCAUCAACUCGCAGAUUCUUCUCGCGAAGCAUUCCAAACCAGUAACGCAAAUCCCCUAUUCUCGCAUUCAAGUUCGUUGCUCCGCCACGGACCCCUCGCCCAUAAACGGCCAUCGCAGCGCGAGCAGGGAGGCGCAGGCAGCGAAGGACGCCAUGGAGAUGCUGUGGCUCAAACACGACGGGCUGCACCAAUCCGACGGCUCACAGCUGUCCGCGUCUGGCGGCAGAUUCGACUACGACGAUGAGGGGGAGGACGGUAGCGAGGCGGGGUAUGGGCGAGGCGCUGAUGGUGGGUUCACUGCGGAGAGCGCGAGGUCGCUGCUGGAGGAGCUUGAGCUGGAGGCCGAGGAGGAAUCCAAACAGGCGUUAAGCAUUGUGGACCGUGUGCUGUGGGUGGACAAGCGAGUGCGCGAUUACAUGACGGCCAACCCCAUCUGCCUGCACCGCGACAUGUCACUCAGGGAUGCCGCUCAGAUCUUCCUGCGCUAUCGCAUCAGCGGGGCGCCGGUGGUUGAGGCGUACGAGGAGGAGGACGGGGUGGGGCUGGGCAAGGUGGUGGGCGUACUGUCGCAGCGCGACAUCAUGUGGAAGGAGCUCAAGACGCACAACAUGGCAGAGGAGGAGUUUCUGCGGCGCCUGGCCAACUACCAGGACCAACUGAAUCAGGGGCCUCGUGUGGAGAAACUCAGGCAGCACCUGAGGAAGGCUGCAUCGCUGAGGGUGGAAGAAUCGAUGACGGACACAGUACUGCAGGUGGAGGAGGAUUCGUUCAUGGUGGAUGCCACAGAGAUCAUGCUCAACUGCAAUGUGUCUCGCCUGCCGGUGGUUGCUCGUCUGCCUGAUGGCCGCAAGACGCUCAUUGGCAUCAUCACCUGCAGCGACAUUCUCCGGCACACACUGCUGCUGCUCUAGAGACAUCCUGCCACUUUAUUAGGCAUGCCAUGGUGCUGCUCUAGCUGCCCACAUGCACACGCCACUACGGUAUUGCUCUAGCUUUACACGCACCCGCUGCUGUAAGAAAGCUCCAGCCACACUCGCCUACCUGAUCGCUGUCGCACUCUCAUCGGCAUCAUCACCGGCGGCGUGGUUUCGGCACACACCUGCUGUUUCAGAUACAGCCUGCUACUGCCUUGACUGUAUAGACAGCAGCAGCACAUUCCCACUGCUGCUUUCAGCCACUUCACAGAAGGAGCAACAUCCGGUAAUCCCUAAACCCAUAAUGGGUAACCAGUGUUAAAUUAUAUUGGUUAAAUAUAAUUGUAGGCUUGGUAGGCAUUACUGAAACCUACUGUAGAGGGUACAGCUCCCUCCUUGUAUCCCCCUCACUUCUAAUCUCGCGCUCUUUUCUCUCGACAACUUCUCAUAGCCUAAAACCUCUCGC